AUGAAGAACCUAGUCAAGCAAAUCCGAUUCCCAGCGCUCGAGGACAUCCUCAACUUCGCACAAAAUGUCGCAGAAACCUCGGGCCGAUGGGUCAACUGGCAGAUCAUACGAGGCAUGCGACAUGUAUGGUGGGAGACGGACUGGGACGUGCUAUCCCGAUGGGCGCAAUCGAUCAUCGAAACAGAAGAGCGCCUGCGCGAAAUCACCCAACGCGAGACCUUCGUCAAGAAGAAUAUCUAUAGGUUCCACAACGGCUCCGACGAAGCAGCCAAAUCGGUUCUGCCGGAUUUCAUCGAAGAGCUGAUAGCUCUGGACCACGAGUACACGCGCCUCGAGCGGAUAUACGAUACCCUCCUAGCGGGCUGUCCCGUGGGCCCUAUCAAGGGCGGAUACCUGUGGAUUCGAAAGCAGCCGCAGUGGCAUCUCAGGAAUGAGACCAUCUGGGCUCCAGGAACAGUCAGGCUAGAAGAUAUCCACCAAUCCAGAGACCAACUGGUCCUAUUCCCCACGCCAUCAGCCGACCCCAACGAUCCUCUCAAUUGGUCAACAGCUCGCAAAGCCCUCAACUUCACCCUAGUAAGCUUCUUCGUGCUAUGGACUUUUGUCCAACUCGACAUCGGCUUUACAGCAUGGGGCCCAAUGCAAGACGAGCUCAACUUCUCAGUCGAUCUACUAAACGCCAACGCAGCGGUCAAUUACGGCGGUCUUGCUAUAGGCUGCAUAUUCUUUAUGCCCCUGGUCCACAAGUACGGCCGACGCCCAAUCUACAUAUUCAGCGUGGCCGUACAAUUCGCAUCAUCCAUCUGGCAAGCCGAGAUGUACACGGUCGGCGAUCUAAUGGGUAGCGGCCUGAUAUCCGGCAUCGGCGGCGCAAUCAGCGAGAUAGUUGUGCAGAUUACCAUCGCGGACAUGUUCUUCGUGCACCAGCACGCCACUAUGAACGGCUGGUAUGUCGUCGUCCAGUGUGCAGGAGCAUUCCUUGGCCCCGUAGCAUCGGGAUACAUCGUGGUGGCACAAGGGUGGAGGUGGAUGUGGUGGUGGUGUGUCAUUUUCUUCGGUGUCACACUCCUCUGUGUGGUAUUCCUUUUCGAGGAGUCAAAAUAUGUCCCUUAUCUGGAUGGUCGGGAGUUUAUUGCGGAUGCACAAGUGACCGAUGAACCGUCCAAAUCACACAAAGAUAGGGACGCAGCAGAUGCAAAGAGCGCCAAUGAGACGAUCGCUAGCCCCGUACAUACCAACCCGGCUAUUCAGAUGAAGACGUAUUUUCAGCGGAUGGCUUUGGUGACCAUCACCAACGAAGCUCUGUGGCCGCAUUUUUAUCAGCCAAUCGUGGCGCUCUUUACCUUCCCGGCUGUUUCGUAUGCAGCUAUCACAUACGGAUCUAUGCUGAGCUGGUUCGCGAUCAUGACUUCCUUACAGGCAUCCUACAUGAUCAUACCACCCUAUAACUUCGACGCCAUUGGGGUUGGGCUGAUGAAUGUGGCUCCAUUUGUUGGCGCUCUUCUAGGUUUCCCCUUUGGUGGACAUUUGAGCGAUAAAUCUAUUUUAUGGUUAUCCAAGCGCAAUGGCGGUAUUUACGAACCGGAGAUGCGUCUUUGGCUUGCUCUGCCUCUUGCCAUUAUUGGCCCCGCGGGGAUAUUAAUGUUCGGUUUGGGUCUUGCCUAUGGUGUGCACUGGGCUCUUCUUGCCGUCGGAUUUGGAUUCUUUGGAUUUACACUCGCUUCAAUUAGCGGUAUCACCCUCUCGUAUCUCAUGGAUUGCUAUCAAGACAUCAUUAGCGACGCAUUAGUCGGAGUGAUUUUUAUGCGAAAUAUCUUCUCGGUGGUUGUACUUUUUGCGUUGACACCUUGGGUUGAUGGGAUGGGUUUGCGAGACUUGCAUAUUCUGCUUGCAGUUAUUGCACUGGUGGUCCUGUUGAUUCCUGUUCCACUUCUUGUCUGGGGUAAGAAGGCUAGGUUUGCUACGGCCUCGAGUUAUAGGAAAAUGGCGGCAAAUCAGCUUUGCCACCGGACUACUUAG
Penicillium psychrosexuale is the source of this 2019-nucleotide messenger RNA. RefSeq lists its product as uncharacterized. The record is from RefSeq and is a predicted model, not a curated record. The coding region runs from base 1 to 2019 and encodes 672 amino acids. Gene Ontology annotation, molecular function: transmembrane transporter activity. Gene Ontology annotation, biological process: transmembrane transport. Lineage: Eukaryota; Fungi; Ascomycota; Eurotiomycetes; Eurotiales; Aspergillaceae. The transcript is spliced from 5 exons.